AUGGAUUCCUAUGAUACGUAUGGAUCUCCCGGCAGGAGCCGGGACGGAGACCCGUACUCGAACAGGGCACCGGUGGAUUCCUACCGACGUCGGUCUCCCGUGUCCCAGGACCGUCGCCGUGGACGUGGUCGUUCUCGCUCGCCAGCAAUGAUCGAUCGUUAUGAACCUACAGAUCGACGGACUUCCCGAGAUGAUUAUUACGCCACGGCUCGCGAACAUACCAUGAGGGAGCGUGAAGAUCGUCGCCGUGCUCCUUCUCCCAACGUCGCCAACAUUGAUCGAUAUGUCCCUGGACAGGACUCGGGAAAGCGACCGAUUCCGACAAAUCCCCUGCCGAACCCUCUCAGCCUUGAUUUCCAGGUUGGAUUCAACUGGUUUGCCGAAUGGUGGCGCGCCGAACAAUCUAUCAAGGAGGAGAAAGAACGUGCUAAGCAUGGAGGACGCCGCCCGUCGGACCGUGUGAAGGGAGAGCGCGAGGCGCGGGAAGAUCGUGACCGCGAGCGGGCGCAGAUCCAGGCUGCGUAUGAUGCGUACAAGGUGGACCUUCAGAUCAAGAUGGCAAGGACAUUCGUCCAACAUCAUCGAAAUGAAGAAUGGUUCAAGGAACGUUAUGUUCCCGAGGUUCGGGAUCCUCUGCGCCGCCGUGUGAUGGACUUCCGAGUGGGCGCUUAUCAGCAAUGGGAGAGCGACAUUGAUGGCGGGUUGUUUGAUGAUUUCACCCUCGAAGGAAUUUACAAAAGUGAGAGCGAUGGUGCGGGCGGUGUCGUGGAGAAAGAGGAAGGUGAAACGACCGCGGUGGGAGAGACUUUAAGCGUCUUGGACUUGCUACCAGCCCGAGGAGGCGAGCUGCGUGACGAGGCCUUGUCCCAACCCGCAUUGCUUAUCAAGACCCUGGCCCCGAACGUGAGCCGGGAGAAAAUCGAGGAGUUUUGCAAGGAACACCUAGGGGAACAAGAUGGUGGCUUUAAGUGGCUGAGUCUCAGUGAUCCAAACCCAUCCAAGAAGUACCACCGUAUGGGAUGGAUCAUGUUGCACCCCGCGGCGGAAAAUGCCGUUGUCGAGAGAGGGGACGGCAGAGAGGAAGAGGGCGAGGAAAUCGAGCAAGAUGACUAUGCCAACGGCAGCUCUAGUACUUCCGCCGCAGAGAAGGCCCUCGAAGCUGUCAAUGACAAAACCAUCCAUGACCCGGUUCACGGAGACUUCGUAUGCCACGUUGGGGUCCACGUUCCGCCCGCACAGCCACGCAAGAAGGCGCUGUGGGAUUUGUUCUCCACCCCAGAGCGUAUCGAGCGCGACUUGGAGCUAGCCAGACGACUCGUGGCGAAACUGGAUUCGGAAAUGGGCGGCGGUGUAGAUGGAUAUGUCAAGAUUGAAGAGCGAGUGGAAGAAUUGCGUGGUAAGGGCUGGCUGCAGCCACCCGUUACAGGCCCCGUCAGUGUCAAGAAGAGAAAACCUGAUUUUGACACGGAUGAUAUGGACGAGGGGGAAGCCGAAGAAGGGGAGGAGCAGGAAGGAUGGGAAGAUGAUGAGAUCGAUGACGAGGAGCUUUUGGCCAAGAAGAAGAAGCUGGACUUGCUUGUGGAGUAUGUCCGCAGGGUCUACAACUUUUGCUUCUUCUGUGUAUUCGAAAGCGAUUCGGUUCAUGAGCUUGCGCGGAAAUGCCCAGGUGGUCACCUUCGCCGGCCGCGGGCGGGUCUCAGCUCGCAGUCGAAGGCUGUCGCUAGAGCUAGCGCUUUAGGACAGCCGUUCCCGGUGAAGAAGAAGGAGCCCAGCGAGGAGGGCGAGGAGCAGCCAGCGCCUGCGGAGGAAAAGCGACCGCAACGGUUUGCUUCCAAAUCGGAACAGCAGCUCCAGCGUGCGUUCAACUGGGUGAAGACUUUCGAGGACAAGCUCUUGCAGAUCCUCGAGCCCGAGAAUGUGGAUAUCAGAAAGCUGGGUGGUAAACCGGUGGACGACGCACUUGAGGAGGAACUAUCGAAAUUCAUGAAGCAAGAGGACGAAUCCAAGUAUCGCUGCAAGGUUCCCGAGUGCACUAAGUUGUUCAAGGCCGAAUAUUUCUGGCGCAAGCACAUCGAGAAGCGUCACACGGAGUGGUAUGAAUCUAUCCGAAGCGAUCUGUCUUUGGUCAACGCAUAUGUCCUCGAUCCUGCUCGGAUUGCACCUUCGCGGUCUGAUGCCAAUAGCAACGGCCAUUUCCCUCUCAGCUCCGGCCAGAACCAAGCCGGCACGCCUCGUGGUUUCAGUCUGUCGUCAUCGAUGCCCGCAUACAUGGGACCGAACGGCAACGUUCCCGCUGGCUUUCCCCCUAUGGCCGGGGCAGCAUCCUUGCCUGGCUUCAUGGGCGUGAACAAUCCGGCAGGUGCCUGGAGUGGCGGUAUGGUCGGUGGUGACCAUCCUGGAUUACAUCAGCCCGGCGUGAUGCGUCGAGGUGGCCGCUUUAACAAUCGCUCCGGGCCUUACGACCGGCGAGGAGGUAAUAACCGCUAUGGCAAUUCCGUCGCCGGUAGCGGUCGAUUGAGCCCGGUUCGUGGCAUGUCAAACAUGUAUGGAUCUGGUGGUCGCCUUCCGACCAACUCGGGGGCGCCAUACAUCCCUCCUGGACACCCGGCAGCUGCCGCAUUUGCUGGUGCCGGAGGCUUUCCUGAUGCCAUGGGUGGCGGUGCCGGUCCUCAGGGUAUGGGACCCCGCGAAGCCGUUCAAGGCCGCAGUCUCAAGAGCUACGAGGAUCUUGAUGCGGUGGGCGGUGCCGGCAGUGGUGAAUUGAACUACUAA
Messenger RNA from Aspergillus melleus, 2772 nucleotides. Its product is annotated as putative arsenite resistance protein Ars2. The coding region runs from base 1 to 2772 and encodes 923 amino acids. Lineage: Eukaryota; Fungi; Ascomycota; Eurotiomycetes; Eurotiales; Aspergillaceae. The record is from RefSeq and is a predicted model, not a curated record. The transcript is spliced from 3 exons. Gene Ontology annotation, cellular component: kinetochore.